Molecule: messenger RNA, 7821 nt
Organism: Penicillium argentinense
Lineage: Eukaryota; Fungi; Ascomycota; Eurotiomycetes; Eurotiales; Aspergillaceae
Product: putative cell morphogenesis protein (PAG1)
Exons: 3
Biological process (GO): cell morphogenesis
Cellular component (GO): cell cortex; site of polarized growth
Source: RefSeq, a predicted model, not a curated record
CCUCCCGCUGCGCGACGCACCCCAAACCCCCAAACCUCAACCGCUGACUCGUCGAUUAUCGCAGUGACCUCUCACCCGGCCAAAGGUGCUGGCCACGGCCAGCAAUCGACCUUGCCCCUCAUGCCUGACGACCUGAGAGCCGCGUCGCUUCACAACCUCGCGUCCCCGUCCGAGCGGCGAACCACCAGGACGGCGCAAUCGACCCCAAUGCAUAGUCGCGAGUCAUCCGCCGUCCGAGGCAGAGUCACCGAGCCUUCCACCUUGGCCCCGACCCUCCAAGCUCGCCGCGGCCAUUCCGGCUCAAAGAGUCCCGACGUCUCGUCCGGCCGCCCUGCAGGAUAUGACGUGGGAUUGGAAAGACGACCGUCGAACUCGUACGGCCACCACCGACAGACCUCCAUUGUCCACGGCAUGCAGCACUCGCGCAACCCCAGCAUGGCCGGCUCGACCGCCUCCGCCAGCCCCCUCAGCCCCGAGCUGAUCGCCUCCCUCGGUCGCGGCGGCUUCGACGAAGCGGGUCCUCCGAGUAAACUAGACCAGCUCGAUGCGCACCCAACCUACCAGAGCCCAGCAGGAAUCGCGACAGGACAUGGGGCUCCAGGCACACUGAGCACGAUCCAGGACAACGAUAUUGACGACACAUUGAAUGGCAGUCCCAUAAGCAUGGUGCACAAACGGAUGAAUUCUGGAGGCGUAUCGAGACGAGAUCGGUCUCACAGUCGCUCGCAAUCCAAACAUCAUUCGGAGUCUAAAACCGUGGGGGAGUAUGCUCUUCAUCAUUUGUUCAACUCUUUUGUUGGCCAAGCAGACAGCAAGAUCAACCAGGCCAUACUGAAGCUGGGGGAAUCCGAUGCCCCCGUGGAGGAAGUUUGCGGGCCCGGUGCAGACGCAAAUUUCGAUCAGUUGAUAUCCGCCCUUGGACAUAUCGCUCGCCAGAAGCCGAAGCCGUUGAUUGACACAAUCAUGCUCUGGAGGAAAGCCAAAGGAGAUGCUGCAAUCACCGCGAGGCAAAUGACGAAUGAGCAGCCAAAGCCAAUUGUCACUGAGAAUGGAGUGCUAAUGCGUCGCAAUACGGAACCCACCCAGACCCCUACUGAAGCUGGCGCUCCUGCGGAUCGUCCCCCACAAGCGACACCAUUCCUUUCCCGCCAUGAUGAUGUUGCUCUAGUGGAGCGACGAGCAACCGUCUCGGUCUACUUGGUAUGCCGAGUAUUGAUUGAGAUCUUCAACCAGAGCAGCCUUGCAUCAAUCACCCUUGACAUGGCUGACCGUCUUGAAGAUAUUGUGUUUGGCCAGAUUAAAACAGUGGAUCCAGAACAGAUAUCUGCAUCUCCUCUUCGGAUGGCCAAUUGGAGAAUUUAUGGCCAAUUGCUCGGGAUUAUGAGUGAAGCAAACUUCACCAGUGUUACCAAUCGCUUCCUAGGCGAACUUGAAAAAUUCCAAAAAGAUGAAGCAACCCGUGGCCCAACACGCGAUGGCGAUGCCAAAGCAGAGCUUCUGAUCUUGGGUAUGAGGUAUUUGCGCCUUCCAAUGAAUCCGGAAGCUUGGUCCAAAUCCUGCGAGUUCAUGCGAUCGUUGGCGCGCCUUUUCGUCAAUGCACACGGGCAAAGAAUCAAACAGGCCUAUUGCUACGUGAUUGAGAAACUCUUACUCCCGGUGGCUGCAAACCCGACAGUGGAUCUGGCGACUCCUCGAUGGAAGGAGUUUUUGGAUCUGGUUCAACCGCGACUGGCGCAGCUUCUUACCAAGCCUCGCCACUGGGCAUCUUCCUUUUCAUUGAACGUGCUAUUGCUGUGUAUCUCAAGCAAGGAGACCUUCUCCGUACAAUGGCUGUCCAUGAUAUCGACCUUACCCCCACGACUCAAAGACCGCCCUACUCGUGCGCCUGCUCUGCAAGCAAUCUGUCGCCUCGUUUGGACAUACUUCUUCCGCUACUCCGAUUCUCCAACAAUCACGCUUCGCAAGGUUGAAGAAGUGGCAAAGAUCGCUCUGCCUACCGGACGAAGGACGUACCUCAGCGCAGAGCCGACAUUUGCAGACCCGCUGAUCCAGCUGAUUCGAAUGAUCGGUUUUAAGCAUCCAGACGUUUGCUUCAGAAGUGUCAUUUUCCCUUUGAUCAAUUCCGAUCUCUUCUUGUCUGGCAGAGAAGUGAAAAUUGAGCAAAUGGAACCCGAGAAAAUGGUCAUUGGUAUCCGUUCUUUCCUCGCUACCAUGUCUGAUCUGGAGACAAGUGAUCAACUCUGUCCUCCCUUCCCUACCGGCUCUCUCCCGAAUCCAUUUUUAGAAUCAUCGACCCCAAUCUACUUUUACCGACCCCAGUUGUUAGCAGAGCCCAAGGUUGCCACCGCCUCACAAAAGUCCGAGCCCUCAUGGAGCCCGGUUAAUAUGUCGAGGCUGAGUGACAAUGUGAAAGAGUAUUAUCUCCGUUUCUGUGAAGUCCUCGGCAAAGUCACCAUUAUCUGCGACAACACAUUCGGUGGCCAAGCAGUUCUAGAUGAGAAAUUUGGUGGAACCACGCCCAAGACUCCGUUGACCGAAGCCUUCGGGUUUGGACGACGUGACGACCACAUGAAUGCGGUCGAUCAGAAGCAAGGAUUCUAUGAACUCCUUCACGUCGCGGUACAGGCCCUACCUCGUUGCCUCUCCGACCAUAUCCCCUUCAACUCGUUGAUCAACCUCCUCUGCACGGGAACCGCUCAUGUGCAAUCACAUAUUGCCAAGUCAUCAGCAGAAUCGUUGAAGUCAAUCGCUCGACAGUCUCAUGCGCAGCAAGUCACCAUAGGCUUCGCCAGAUUCAUUUUCAGUUUUGACGUACGCUAUUCCACCAUGUCCGACGAGGGAAUGCUUGGCCCGGGCCACAUUGAAUCAACCCUGCGACUUUACGUUGAACUACUUCGAAUUUGGAUCGAUGAAAUCAAACAAAAGACCAAAGAAGCGGCGUCAGAGCAGCUCGAGAAAACCGUUUCUGGAAGUCGAGCUCUGCACCUUGACCUUUCGAGUGUUCUUGCACAUGUAGAAGAGAUUGAAUCACACGGCCUCUUCUUCCUAUGCUCACAAUCGCGGAGAGUCCGGGCCUUUGCCAUCAAUGUUCUGCGCCUGAUCACUGAAUUUGACAGUGCACUCGGCAAAGAAAACACAAGAAUAAUCAGGAUUCUUGAAGCCGAUUCCCAGCAGAUUCUGGAUCUGAAUGACGAGCAACUUACCGUAGCAGAGAGAAGUCGUAUCCAAAAGGGCAAACGAAGAAGCGCGUCGCAGAAUACUCUCAUCGAACUUUGCAGCAGUGAAGUUUCAUACGACUCUACUUUGUGGGCAAAAGUGUUCCCAAAUAUCAUCCGGUUCAGUUUCGAGACCUGUCCAUUUGCUGUUACCCUUGGCAGAGAAAUUGUUUGCACACGCCUUGUUCAAAUGCACAAGUCGAUCUCUUCACUGGCAGAGAGAUCACGACCACCGCAGUACUCUCCCGUGGAUGUCUACCAGGGUCGACCCACAGGUAGGAGCAACAUGACUGCGGAGAUUCUCGUUGAACAAUGGAAACUGUACCUGGUCAUGGCCUGCACCACCGUCACUAGCGUCGGUGCUCAAUCCCAGAGUCAGUUGGCGAAUGCCCAGCACACGCGGAAGGCCUCGAAGGGCGCCUCAUCUUCAGACAAGAUCAGCUCAGCCAGAAGUCUUUUUGCAUUCGUCAUUCCGCUCCUCUCUGCUGAGCGGGAUUCUAUUCGGAACGCGAUCGUGAUUGCCCUUGGCGCUAUCCACAAGAAUCUUUACCGCACUCUGCUGGAAUCUCUUCAGUAUGCGGUCACCACAUGUAACGAGGAGGCCAAAAUUCGUAUUGGCGCCCACCAUCGGACACCCAGCAGUCCCCGCAGGGACCGCAAGACAGACCGUCUGCGCACUGAAGUCACUCACGUGUACAAGCUGACUUCUUACUUCCUACGAGAACCAGAAGUUUACAAUGAGGAUUGGAUUGUUAACAAUCUGAUCACGUACGCCAAAGAUAUCCGGAUAUUUCUGAGUGAUGCCGAGGUCCAAAACGACUGGGAGUUCCAGCGUUUACGCUUCCAUUACUGUGGUCUGAUGGAAGAGCUUUUCGAAGGGGUGAACCGCACGAAGGACCCUUCACGAUGGAUUCCCUUCGAAUCACGGAAAUCUGCCUUCUCUCUCAUGGAGGAUUGGUGCGGUUAUUCCCCAAAUCAAAACCAUAUCAAUGAGCGCGAGGAAAACAUGCGGAAAUUUGCCAUGCAUCAACCCCACGAGGGCGGCGAAAUGAGGAACGCUGGCGCCGCUACGGAAAUCGAAAAGAAAAAUCUGCGGGCAGCUGCCUUGAGUGCGAUGGCGUCACUUUGUGCUGGCCCUAUUAGCAUCACUACCGAAAGCGGAUCGGUGCUUCAAUUCGAUGUCGGUCGGAUGCUGUCCUGGAUCGAUAUAAUCUUCGGUACCCUGAGCGACAAGUGGCAUUCGAUUGGCCGCCGAGCCCUCAAGAAUCUCAUCAUCCACAACAAGGAACAUUCAUACCUGAUGGAGCGAUCCGUUGAGAUGUGCUACGUGUCUGAACGGCCCAAGGCCUUGGAAAGUUACUUCGAAGUUGUGACCGAGGUGCUCAUCGAGCACCCUGACUACCCACUGAGAUUCUGGAGAAUCCUUGGUGCAGUGUUAGUAACGCUCGGCAAUCAGAAGCGUGAGAUCCGCAUGAAGUCGGCGAAGCUCCUCCGCAGACUCGAAGAACGCCAGCAAAAGAGCUCGCGGAUCGAAGACUUUGACAUCAGCAUCUCAGACAAAACAACUGCUGUUUAUAAACUUGCCCAGUUUGAGACAUCCAAGCGAUUGGCUAACCAACAUACCGACUUGGCCUUCACCUUGUUCUCUGAGUUUGCCUUGCACUUCCGCAAUCUUAGCCCAGACAGCCAGCGAAACAUGGUUGCUGCUAUUUUGCCGUGGGUUCAAACCAUGGAGCUACAGGUUGAUCCAAAUGGUGGCCCAACGGCGCGGUCCUACAUGCUCCUUGCCAAUCUUUUUGAAAUUACAAUUCGCUGCAGCACCACCUUGCCCAACCAAGUUCAAGCCUUGUGGCAGGCGCUCGCGACAGGUCCUCAUGGAGGCAAUGUCCAGCUGGUUCUUGACUUCAUCAUUAGCCUCUGCCUUGAACGCAAGGAACAAAAUUUUGUGGAAUACGCCAAGCAAGUGGUUGUCUUCCUGGCCGCAACUCCAGCCGGUUCGAAAGUAGUCGAGUUCUUCCUCUUACAAGUGGUGCCAAAGAAUAUGGUCCAGGAGCGAAAGGAGAUUACUGCGCCUCCUCCGGAUCUUAAGAAUCUCCCCUAUGUUGCGGACCUGAACACGGUGCUUCCUGUUGGAAGCCAUAAACAAGCUGGCCUUUCACUUGGACAGGUGGCUCUCAUCUUCCUCGUUGAUCUCAUGGUGGCGCCCGUAACACUUGUCCUGAACGAUGUGGUCAAACUGCUCCAUGUCGUUCUCAUUCUCUGGGACCAUUACACCCUCACUGUGCAGGAGCAAGCCCGAGAGAUGCUGGUCCAUCUCAUUCAUGAACUAGUGACUGCUAAGCUGGAGGAUUCUUCUCCCCCUGGCGCUCGUCAACUAUUCGAGGACUUCGUGGAGUCAAUUCGCAAGAGCGAUCCUGCCGUCGUCUGGGAGUAUGAAGAGAAUUCCGGCAAGGACGACGAGACUGAAGAUCGCCGAGUGCCCUCGGCCAUGGCCACGGUCACCCGCGAUGUGAUCAAAUUUUUCAGCUUUGCAUACGAAGGAGUCGGGGAUCUUUGGGCCAAAGAAGCCUUGAACUGGGCCACUUCUUGCCCUGUUCGACAUCUGGCGUGUCGUUCAUUCCAGGUUUUCCGCUGCAUCUCAACCUCCCUGGAUUCGCGAAUGCUGGCGGAUAUGCUUGCUCGACUCUCCAACACGAUUGCAGACGAGGAAACCGACUAUCAAACAUUCUCAAUGGAGAUUCUCACAACCCUAAAAGUUAUCAUCAGCUCGUUGGCCCCGGCGGAUUUGUUGCACUAUCCUCAACUAUUCUGGACCACGUGCGCUUGUCUCAACACCAUUCAUGAAAGUGAAUUCAUUGAAAGCCUUGGAAUGCUGGAAAAGUUCCUGGAUCGUGUCGAUUUAAGCGAUCCUGCCGUGGAAGGGCAGCUCCUUGAUGGCCAGCCACCCAAAUGGGAGGGCGGAUUUGAUGGUCUUCAGGACCUGGUGUUCAAAGGCCUAAAGUCUUCUGAGUCGUUCAACCGCACACUGGACGUGAUUCAUCGCCUCAGUGGCAUUCCCAAUAAUGAGUUGAUUGGAGAUGGAACCCGCCAGCUUUUCACAAUUCUGGCGAACUUGCCUCAUUUUCUUCAGUGCUUUGAGGAAAGUUUCACGAACCCCAAGCCUAUUGCACGCGCUAGCCUCCUGGCUCGUGUCGCGGAGAACGAAAGGUGUCCCCGACUCGCGGCGUCUUUGUUCGGAUUUGCGAAUCAGCAAUACAAGACCGAGGGUGUCUUUCUAGACCACAUCAUCACAGAGAUCAAGUCUUAUUAUUUCCCUCAUCUUGACUUCCAGUGCCUCAUUUUCUUGAUGGGUCUUCUGACUAAUACCACGGAUUGGUUUAGAAUAAAAACCAUGAAGAUCCUCUGUGUCUUGAUCCCCGAGGUGGAUAUGCGUCGCAAUGAGGUGACUUGUCACGGUCCUGAUCUGAUUUCACCCUUAUUGCGGCUUCUGCAGACCAACCUCUGUCCCCAGGCUUUAGAGGUGUUGGAUCACAUAAUGACAGUCGCUGGCAAUCCAAUGGAGCGUCAUCACCUCCGCAUGAGCAUGGCUUCUGCAACUUCGUCGCGCGCAAUCCGGAAAGAGUAUGAACGCAUACAGAGCCUGUACGGCAUCCCCGAGCCUUCCGGCUGGUCUGUGCCUAUGCCUGCGACCCAGUCCUCAUUGACUCGGAACAAUGUUCAUGCUGUGUUCUAUACAUGUGCUGAAACCGAGCACAUGAAUACGGAGGAUGUCAUGACGCCCGAUGUGGAGUUCCGGGCAGAUGACUUCAACGAAUCGUUCUUCCCCAUGAGAGCCGACACGAUGAAGUCCAUUGAAACCCAGACCGACGAUAACAUUGGCAACAUUGUCCAGAAGCUGGAUAGUUUGGAUGACUUUUUCGACGAGACGAGCGUGCCAAAGUUCAACUCAGUGGCCCCGCCUAUGCUUCGGGGGUUUACUGGCAGUUAUGUGGACACGAACGCCCAUUUGUAUGACCAACAGACGGCGCCGAUUCUGCGAAAGUCGCUCGCACGAACUGGCUCGACAUCUUCGUUCCACGACGGUCUUGCAGAAUCUCGACCAGCCAACUUCCGUUUCGAUAGUCCAAGUAUGCCUUCUCCUGUGGCAGCAACUCCCCACAGCUCGAGUCAAACUUUGAGGCCCGCCUCACAUACCCGGUCUGUCACGUCGCCUGCGAACAAUUUGUUCGCCCACACCCAGCCACCUGGGAUUCACGGAACACCGCCGAUCGGGAUAAAUGAUUCUGCUUUCUUCUCCGACGACGACAUCGAAGAGGCACAUUCCGAUAUGGAGGAACGAUCAUCAGAAAAGACGCCAGCAACCCAGCUUCCCCCAAUGGUUCGCAGUGCAACCGAUGGCUCUCAUUCCCUUGAGUCUAUGAUCCGCAGCGGCAUGCGCCGACUCACGGGCGGUGCAGCGAAUAAUCGAGAAAAGGAACGACAGCGAGACCUCCUCCGUGCCCAGAACCGCGCUAUCGUUCAGACAGCCAGUUCUCCCCGCGUACCAAAAGUACCCGAGGCGUACCUCGCCGGGCCAACCAGCCACCCUACCUCACCCAGAUCGUAG